GCGUGCGUGUAAACUGAAAACCAUUUCCAAUUGGAGUGCGGUGCUGGCUGGUUUGGGCCAGGUAUCCAGAGAGAUUCGGUAACGCGAGACACGGAGGAGAAGAGAACAAGAGAUCACCUUGUUGUUUAUUGUUGUUUUUUUUGCUUUGCAACGAAAACGAAAACAUGGCUUCAGCGGCUGUGAACAAUGUGUCGAAAUUCGGGAGUUUCUUGUCGCACAUCAAGAAGAUCAGCCCGAGGACGUACUAUACCUACGUCAAUGAACCUGCUCAACCCAUCCCCGGAAAGGAGCCGAAAUUCGUUACACCCGACCAGGCCUUCGAAAAGCUCCAGUCAGGAAAUACCGUUUACAUCCAGGGUGCGGCUGCCACCCCACUCGUCCUGAUCGAGGCUAUGACAAAGUUCGGAAAGGAGAACAAACUCAAGGAUGUGAUGGUAUGCCACAUGCACACCGAAGGACCGGCUCUGUACUGCGAUCCAUCGUGCGAAGGCAUCUUCAGAUCCAAUUCGUUCUUCAUGGGCGGAAACGUACGCAAGGCUGUCAGCGAGGGUAGAGGUGAUGCCAUCCCCAUCUUCCUGCACGAAAUCCCGUUGCUCUUCUACAGGAAAAUCGUCAGGCCCGACAUCGCCCUCAUCCAGGUCUCCCCACCGGACUCGCAUGGUUUCUGCAGUUUGGGUACCAGCGUCGACGUCGUCAGGUCCGCCCUGCAAAACUCCAAAUAUAUUGUUGCUCAAAUUAAUCAGCAAAUGCCGAGGACUUUCGGUGAUGGCAUCAUCCACAUCAGUCACAUCGAUUACGCCAUCAAGACUGACAUUCCGCUGCCAGUGCACGGAGGUCGUCCAUUGAGCGCCGUUGAGACUCAGAUCGGCAAGCACAUCGCCGAGAACCUGAUCGAGGACGGCGCCACCUUGCAGAUGGGAAUCGGCAACAUCCCCGAUGCCGUCCUCUCUCAGUUGACCAACCACAAGGAUCUGGGUAUCCACUCGGAGAUGUUCGCCGACGGCGUCGUCGAGCUCGCCGAGAAGGGAUGCAUCACCAACUCCAUGAAGACGAAGCACAAGGGCCGCAUCGUCGGCUCUUUCCUCAUCGGCACCAAGAAACUGUACGACUUUGUCGACAACAAUCCCUUCAUCGAAAUGUUGACCAUCGACUAUGUGAACAACACAAGGGUCAUCUCCGAACAGCCAAAGAUGACUGCCAUCAACUCGGCCAUCGAGGUUGACAUCACCGGGCAGGUCGUAUCCGAUUCCAUCGGAACAAGAAUGUACUCGGGCUUCGGUGGUCAGGUGGACUUCAUCAGAGGCGCCGCCGAAGGUUUGGACGGCAAGGGAAAGCCAAUCAUCGCUUUGCCAUCCGUCACCAAUAAGGGCGAAAGCAAGAUCGCCAUCACCCCGAAACUCGGUGCCGGCGUCGUCACCAGUCGCGCCCACGUCCACUACGUGGUCACCGAGCACGGAAUUGCCAAUUUGUUCGGCAAGUCCUUGAGGCAAAGGGCGCACGCCCUCAUCCAGAUCGCUCAUCCAGACCACCGCGCGAACCUCGAGAAGGCCGCCUUCGAGCGCUUCAAGUGCAUGCCAUCCGCCUAGAAGAAGAAAACAAAGAUGAUGAUGAUAUUAAUAAACACACAAAAAGCAAAGCAACAACAAAAACAUCAACAGCAGAAAAGAUUAUAUAGAUUCAAACUAGUGCCUAUACAAACACUUUUCUUUAAACGUUUACAUAUUUUGUAGAUAUGUGAAGAAAGCAACAAAUAUUCCACACAAAAACAAACACACGCAUACAGGAUUAUUGUAAAAAUUAUGUUUAAGUUUUUAAAAUUUUAUCUCGUUUCGUUUACCUUUGAUUUCGUUGUUAUCUCUCUCUCUCAAUCACCAUUAGGAAAAUUAUACAAGGUGUAUCAAAUAUGAUGUGCGCGCUGCCAUUUAUAAAAUUAAGGAUU
This is a messenger RNA of Nicrophorus vespilloides, 1939 nucleotides long. Its product is annotated as 4-hydroxybutyrate coenzyme A transferase. Gene Ontology annotation, biological process: acetate metabolic process. Bases 165 to 1586 code for a protein of 473 amino acids. The record is from RefSeq and is a predicted model, not a curated record. Gene Ontology annotation, cellular component: mitochondrion. The transcript has 6 exons. Gene Ontology annotation, molecular function: acetate CoA-transferase activity. NCBI's taxonomy places the organism in Eukaryota, Metazoa, Arthropoda, Insecta, Coleoptera, Silphidae.